This is a messenger RNA of Rhagoletis pomonella (apple maggot), 453 nucleotides long. Its product is annotated as secreted RxLR effector protein 161-like. Bases 1 to 453 code for a protein of 150 amino acids. The transcript has a single exon. Lineage: Eukaryota; Metazoa; Arthropoda; Insecta; Diptera; Tephritidae. The record is from RefSeq and is a predicted model, not a curated record.
AUGCGAUAUCUCAAGGGAACUAAGAACUAUAAACUAAAGAAUUCAACGAAUGAUUCACCACAAUUGCAUGGUUACUCUGCUGCUGAUUGUGCAUCGGACAUUGGUAAACGUAGUUCUUGUAUGGGAUACUUGCUCAAGAUAUCAAAUUCAGCAAUUACUUGGGCAAGUAAGCGCCAACCAACAGUUGAAUUGUCAAGUACCGAGGCCAAGUACAUGGCAAUGUCAUCGGCUGUUCAAGAGGCGGUUUGGUUGAAACAAUUAUCAGGCGAAUUGGAUCAUAGUGGCGGUUCAUCAAUUCAAUUGUAUGGCGAUAACAAAAUUACUAUCAAAUUAGCUGAAACCGAUGGCUUUCGACCGAGAUCCAAACACAUUGAUAUUAAGUACGGUCAUUUGCGUGAGACAGUCGAGAAAUGGAUUAUUUCAAUAAAGUAUACGGCAAAUCUCCGGAAAUGA